Hyla sarda is the source of this 2627-nucleotide messenger RNA. RefSeq names its product 5-hydroxytryptamine receptor 5A (gene HTR5A). The record is from RefSeq and is a predicted model, not a curated record. Gene Ontology annotation, cellular component: plasma membrane. Gene Ontology annotation, biological process: adenylate cyclase-activating adrenergic receptor signaling pathway. Gene Ontology annotation, molecular function: G protein-coupled serotonin receptor activity. Lineage: Eukaryota; Metazoa; Chordata; Amphibia; Anura; Hylidae.
GCUGGCUGGAUGGCUGCAGUGUGACCUGCCGGGAGCUCUGUGAGGGGGACAGGAUGUCUGUGCUGGGGAUGGGCAUUGAUCCUCUCCAAACUUCAUGCCAUGCUGUGCCCUCACUGCUUCUCCAUAGCAACAUGGAUCUGCUUGGUAUAUUCCUGGUGUCUGGUCAGCUCCAAUCUACAGGAACUGGAUUUUGUUGUAAGGAAACCCUCCACUUCUGUUGUGUCUUGUAGGUAAGUUCUCAUGCUACCACAAGUGAGGAUGGAGUGGAACAUCACUGUCACUACCAAUGGGAGCUCAGGGUCAGAGAACUUCAGCAGGUACAGAAUUUCUGUGUUCAGCGUCCUCAUCUUAACUCUACUGGCUAUGCUGGUUAUUGCUACCUUCCUAUGGAAUGUGCUAGUUCUAGUGACCAUACUGAGGGUCAGGACUUUCCAUCGGGUUCCUCAUAAUUUGGUGGCCUCUAUGGCGAUAUCGGAUGUCAUGGUGGCCGCUCUAGUGAUGCCCCUUAGCCUGGUUCAUGAACUGAAUGACAGGCGUUGGAGGAUGGGUAGAGUCCUGUGCCACAUCUGGAUCUCUUUCGAUGUACUAUGCUGUACAGCUAGCAUCUGGAAUGUGACAGCCAUCGCCCUGGACAGGUACUGGUCCAUCACAAGACAUUUAGAAUACACCUUGAAGACUAGAAAGAGGAUAUCUAAUAUCAUGAUCUUGCUCACAUGGCUGCUGUCUGCAGUUAUCUCACUGUCUCCUCUUUUUGGAUGGGGAGAAACCUAUUCAGAAACAAUGCAAAAGUGUCAGGUGAGCCAAGAACCCUCCUAUACGAUCUUUUCCACCUUUGGAGCAUUUUAUCUUCCGCUUUGUGUGGUUCUCUUUGUGUACUGGAAAAUCUACAAAGCUGCUAAAUUCAGAAUUGGAUCAAAAAAGACUAAUACAAUUACCCCUAUGCCAGAGGUGAUCGAGGUUAAAGAAGCGUCUCACCAGCCCCAAAUGGUCUUCACAGUUCGUCACGCCACAGUCACCUUCCAGACAGAUGGAGACACAUGGAGAGAACAGAAGGAGAAAAGGGCUGCACUUAUGGUGGGCAUUCUCAUAGGGGUCUUUGUUCUUUGCUGGAUCCCGUUCUUUAUCACUGAACUGAUUAACCCCUUGUGUUCCUGCGACAUUCCUCCCAUCUGGAAAAGUAUAUUUUUAUGGCUGGGGUACUCGAAUUCAUUCUUCAACCCUUUGAUCUAUACAGCCUUUAACAAGAACUAUAACAAUGCAUUCAGAAAUCUCUUCUCCAGGCAGCGGUGACGCUUCUCUGUGGUGUGCUGGAAUUUACUUGAGCAAGCAUGUGUUAACCAACCAUCGUGUCUUCAUCCAAGAACCUCAGUAUUACGACUACUGCCUGUUACUAGGAGGAACUGGAAUGCCGGUGUACUUGUAUGGAUUACAAGAGGAGAAUAAAGUCUUUUGGCAAUAGAUGAGACUAUUAUGGUGAUAAGAAUAAGAUAAGAAUGUGUCUGAUCUGUUCCUGAUUGUGUAUAAAAAGCAAUAGAUCAGUCAAUGGGUUUUCCUCCCACCUAUAAUAAUCAUUGUGGUUAUUCCCGCUGUAGUCAUGCAAGAGGAUAUGCAGCAGCUAGGUUACAGGAUACAAGAUCUAUGACAUUAUGAGAUAUGUUACAAAGUAUGAGUCCCUUACAUCUUGACCUUAAAUCUAUAAUAAAGAUCUUGUGAUGCCUCCUUGUUUGGAUAUUGCCAGACAAGCAGUAACACACCGCUCAUUGAAUUCGCCAUUGGCCAUGGUCUCCUGAGACUUAGAUGUGAGGGUCAGAGAAGACCAAUUAACUUACUACAGGUUCAUUCCCAGGAGGAUGAUGAAUUCUAAACGCAUGGAGGCGAUUUAUCGAUCAAAUAUCUAUUUGGUUAGUUUUAAAGAAAAAGUAGUAAAUAUUUCAUUUAGAUACUUACACUUAAAUUCAACAGAAAUGAGCUCUUCUGAUCUGCUUCCAUAUCAGAUGAAUUCUUGUCAUAGACUCUUAAUCAAGUAUCCUUUUCCAGGAGGACAUUUUCACAGGUUAUAAUUGAGGACUAUAAAGCAGCUUAUAGUUUAUAUACACAUUACACAGGCUGGCUGUGUAAUGGAUUCAGCAUUUGCAAAAACUUUUAGAAUUAGCCAAUUCAAAAACUAAACUCUAAAGCUUUGUGUCUAUGGCGGAGCCAUGCUCAGAAGAUUGUAUGAAAGGAGUUGUCCAGGAUUACAAAAACACUGCUUUCCUGCACAAACAGCACCACUCUUGUCCACAGGAUGAGUCUGGCAGUGCAGCUUUAUUAAAAUGAAUAGGAUAGAGCUACAGUCCUAUGCAUGACCUGUUGUACAGGAGUGGGGGUCCUAAUCCUAGACAACCCCUUUAAGGCUGCGUCAAGAUCCACACAGUGCCACUGUGUUGUGUUUGUCAAAUCCAAGAGAGAGUGAUGGGAAUUGCAUUGUAUGAACCAGGACAGAGAAUUACUGCAAUGAAGAAGAAGGUUUAUCAAUCGCUUUUAAUAUUGCAUUUUUUAUUAAUUUUUUUUUUUUUAAAAUCAACAGUAUUCCAUUUUCGAGCUUCUAGCCGGAUAUGUAUAUUUCAUUGUUUUGUAAUUAAAAAUGA